Molecule: messenger RNA, 1925 nt
Organism: Salvelinus fontinalis (brook trout)
Lineage: Eukaryota; Metazoa; Chordata; Actinopteri; Salmoniformes; Salmonidae
Product: ADP-ribosylation factor GTPase-activating protein 2-like
Exons: 14
Biological process (GO): COPI coating of Golgi vesicle
Molecular function (GO): GTPase activator activity
Source: RefSeq, a predicted model, not a curated record
CACAACACACGUCAUGACGCGACAAUCACAAGUUUUACUGUCAUACACUGUCAAGGAGAACAUUUGAUACAAUCCCCAUGUUGUUUUGUUGUUCAUCUCAGAUCCACUGAGCUGGACUCCAACUGGAGCUGGUUUCAGCUGAGAUGUAUGCAGGUCGGAGGAAACGCCAACGCGACGGCCUUCUUCCGCCAGCAUGGCUGCUCCACCAAUGACACGACCGCCAAGUACAACAGCCGCGCGGCACAGAUGUACCGAGAGAAGAUCCGACAGCAAGCCAACACGGCGCUGUCUAAAUAUGGGUCUGACUUGUGGAUUGACCCAUUCAGUGUGAGCAGCCAGCCUGCAGCCCCAGAGAAGAGACAGACAGACUUCUUUGCUGAGCAUACUCAGCCUUCAAACAGCUGGGACGUGACGGUUCCUUCCCUGACAGAACACAAUGGAACCCUCACUCAACUAUUGGAGGACACACCCAAAGCCCCCCACACCGCCAGCACUCAGCUGGAGGAAGGACCAAGCAUUGAGGGACUGAGCACUGAGCAGUCUCCCAAAGUCGCUAUAGAGGACUCCAUGCGUUUGUCGUCAGAUCAACCACAGCUACCCAAAGAUGUGAAGCAAUCCAUCAUUGGGAAAAAGAAGCCCAGCACUACUAAGAAAGGGCUGGGUGCUAAGAAGGGCCUGGGGGCCCAGAAGGUGAGCAGUAAGAGCUUCUCGGAGGUGGAGAAACAGGCCCAGGUAGCUGAGAAGCUGAGAGAGGAGCAAGCAGCUGAUGCUAAGAAACAGGCAGAGGAGUCCAUUGUGGCCUCCAUGCGCCUGGCCUACAAGGAGCUGGAGAUUGACAGGAAGAUGGACAACAAGAAGAUGCAGAACAUGGAGGGUAAGAAGAGAGAGCAGGCUGAGAGACUGGGCAUGGGCUUCGGCAACCGCAGCACCAUAUCUCACUCAGUGAUGUCAGAGAUGCAGGUGAUUGAGCAGGAGACGCCCUUGGGGGCCAAGUCCUCGCCUCGCUCCAAACUGGACAUGUUGGAUGAGCCGGGCUUCUCCUCCGGACCCCCUAAGUACAAGGACAACCCGUUCACGGCGGGCGACGGCUUCGGCUCGCGGUGGGACUCUGAUGGGGGCGUGGCCUCCUUCACCUCCUCCUGGGCCCUGGAGAAGGAGGAGCCUAAAGAGGAGGUGACCAUAUCCAGCAUCCAGCCUAUCGGAGAACGGCCCAGUCGGCGGAAGGCGGAGGUGGCGGCGCCCGUGUCCGAGUCGAGCGAGGCCCGGCAGAAGUUUUCCAACGCCAAGGCCAUCUCUUCCGACAUGUUCUUCGGCCGUGAGAACUACGGCGAGUAUGAGGCUAAGACACGUCUGGAGGGCCUGUCUGGCAACACGUCCAUCAGCUCUGCUGACCUGUUUGGGGACGGGAGUGACCGUGACACAGGGGCAGCAGGUUAUGAGAGUGUGCUGCCGACGGGGCCAGACAUUGCUCAGUUCAAACAGGGGGUGAAGACUGUGGCGGGCAAGAUGGCCGUGCUGGCCAACGGCGUCAUGAACACCAUACAGGAUCGCUAUGGCGCUUACUGAAGAGACCAGGACGACCAACACCCAGCUGCAGGGGGAGAGGGAGCCAUGACGUCAUACUGACAGAGAGUGGAGGGGGGGACAGAGCAAAUCACUACUGACUGGUAUCUGUAGUGAGAGAAGGGAAGAGAGAUUGCAUGAAUGGAGGGGGACCCUACACCCCCCCCCCCCCCAACCCCGUUUCUGUCCAUCCACUUUAUAGAGAGUGAGACAAAGUUUUAUUUUCAGCGAAGAAAGCUCUGGAAGGUGUAAAGUGUUUUUUUUCCUGUUCUAACUAGUCUUGUUUUCUAUACUGUUUUGGUCUCUGAUUUCAACAAAUAUUAAUGAUAUAAAGUAUUCUCUACGAAUGAUAUGAUAACCAA